Messenger RNA from Bombina bombina (fire-bellied toad), 1134 nucleotides. RefSeq lists its product as uncharacterized. The record is from RefSeq and is a predicted model, not a curated record. NCBI's taxonomy places the organism in Eukaryota, Metazoa, Chordata, Amphibia, Anura, Bombinatoridae. Bases 1 to 1134 code for a protein of 377 amino acids. The transcript has a single exon.
AUGUUUGAUUACAAGAUUUUAGAGAUGCCGGCUGUCAUCUUUGAUAAUGGAUCAGGAUUAUGUAAAGCUGGACUUUCUGGGGACCGGGCUCCAAGAUCAAUUAUUACAUCAAUUAUUGGUUAUUCUAAAGGAAAGUCAGCAAUGCUUGGUGCAGGAUGUACUGAAUAUUAUGUUGGAGAAGAGGCCCAAGUCAAAAGAGGAAUCUUAAAUCUGAACUACCCAAUUGAGCACGGUAUAGUUACCUCUUGGGAUGACAUGGAAAAAAUCUGGAGACACAUGUAUGAUUGUGAACUACGUGUGAAGUCCAGUGAGAGACCUGUACUGUUGACAGAAGCUCCUUUGAACCCUUUACAGAACCGUGAGAAGAUGGCUGAGAUAAUGUUUGAAAACUUUAAUGUCCCAGCCAUGUAUGUGGAAGUGCAAGCUGUUCUAGCGUUAUAUGCUGCUGGCCGUACCACCGGCAUUGUUUUGGAUAGUGGAGAUGGAGUUACCCAUGUGGUGCCCAUAUAUGAUGGCUACUGUUUACCACAUGCAGUGUCUAGAAUUAAUGUUGCAGGCAGAGACAUUACAGAACAUUUUAUGAGGCUUCUUUUAGAAUGUGGACAUUCAUUUGUAACAACUGCCGAGAGAGAAAUGGUAAGGGAGCUAAAGGAGAAGCUCUGCUAUGUGGCACUGGAUCCAAAACUGGAAAUGAAAAGAAACCAUGAGGAAAUCAUGAAAGAGUAUAAACUUCCUGAUGGGAAAGUCAUUGCAGUUGGUAACCAGCGGUUCCGCGCUACAGAGAUAAUGUUUACCCCGGCUAAUAUUGGCCUUGAGACACCUGGGGUGCAUAAAAUGAUCUUUAAUAGCAUUAUGAAAUGUGGCAUUGAUAUACGCAAGGAUCUGUAUGGUAAUGUACUUUUGUCAGGAGGCUCUACUCUUUUUAAAGGAUUUGAUGAGAGACUAAUGAAGGAGAUGCAAAUCCAGGUACCAAGUGGCAUGCCAGUGGGGAUAAAAGCACCACCUGAUAGAAAAUACAGCGUGUGGAUCGGAGCAUCUGUCCUUACUACCCUGAAAUCCUUCAAAAGAAUGUGGAUAACAUCCCCUGAUUAUAAAGAAUAUGGCACUUCUGUAGUCCACAAAAAAUGUCUUUAA